Boeremia exigua is the source of this 638-nucleotide messenger RNA. RefSeq lists its product as uncharacterized. The transcript has 2 exons. The record is from RefSeq and is a predicted model, not a curated record. NCBI's taxonomy places the organism in Eukaryota, Fungi, Ascomycota, Dothideomycetes, Pleosporales, Didymellaceae. The coding region runs from base 100 to 420 and encodes 106 amino acids.
CGAAAAGCGCUCAAGUAAGUUACACAUGAUGUCCAAAACCCAGCUUGGCGUGGGUGAUGUGCUGACGUCCGCAGUGGGUUCAAGAUUCAGCUGAAAGCCAUGUUCAUCGACACGACCUUGAAUAGCGUGUCGACGGUACUAACCAAUCUGCACCAAAGCUUCCAUGAAGCGGCGGUGAGGUGCCUUGAAUACGUGCGCAUGUUGGCCAAGGUGCGGACAACGUGUUCAAGCUUGCUUAUCAGUGCGUUCACCUCGAGGCUGAAAUUCCCUAAUGCGGCCGUGCGAUUUCCUGAAAUGCUUGCUUUUCCAGCCAGUCACAACGACGCCGCAAGCGUGGUUGCACAGAUUAAGCGGAACACGAGUCAUCUGCAGCGUCGAUCGGCACGGCUACUCCUACCGAUCAAGUGGGCUGACGAAUGAACAGGAACAGUCGACAGCAUCAUCGCGCUGGCGUUCGUGAUGGUGCAGAGGCGUGCGCGUACUCGCAGCGACAGACGACUUGUGCAUGUUCAAAGUGUCAUCUCCCGGCGGCAGAUCCAGUGGCUCGCGAGCAAAGCAUUCCACACGGUGUUUAAGCGCGCGCAGACGAAGCAUGGAGCUCUGCUGACAUGGCUCGAACGGUCACUCAGGGCGGCUCG